Messenger RNA from Archocentrus centrarchus (flier cichlid), 12644 nucleotides. RefSeq names its product ARFGEF family member 3 (gene arfgef3). The transcript has 42 exons. NCBI's taxonomy places the organism in Eukaryota, Metazoa, Chordata, Actinopteri, Cichliformes, Cichlidae. The coding region runs from base 374 to 7273 and encodes 2299 amino acids. The record is from RefSeq and is a predicted model, not a curated record. Gene Ontology annotation, biological process: regulation of ARF protein signal transduction. Gene Ontology annotation, molecular function: guanyl-nucleotide exchange factor activity.
AGUAUCAGCUGGAACGGACUUCCAAACGCGGCAGCGCAGAGGAAUAAAUGACUGAGGAGGGCGUUUAUACGCUGAAUUUGGAAAACAGUCUGAGAGGAUUAUUUGUCACACAUCAGGGGAUCGCCGCCGCUCUCCGGAGGCCGAGGCCUUGGAUUAAUAGAAGAAACGCGCACACGCUUCCUUCUUCCACCUUCAGAGGAUUGGCUGCUGGUCUGACAUCAUUGGCUGGCAGUUAGGAAUGAAUCAUCGCCUUCGCCAGGGGGGUGCAGGGAUGCUGUCACUGUCAUAGCACCCAUAAAAUCCCUCCGAUACGCAGACCCACCCGGCGCGGCCGCGUCUCUGAACAUUUAAGCCGUCUCUCUGAGAAGCCAGCAUGGAGGAAAUCUUGCGAAAGCUGCAGAAAGACGCGUCCGGCCACAAACACAAAGGCAUCCGUGAUGCCUGCGUCUACGCCUGCGAAAUGCUUCAGUCUCAGAAUGGAUCAGCAAAGAUUUCCCCUUCACAGCUUCGAGAGCGCUGUCUGCUACCUCUGCAGAUGGCUCUGGAGUCUAAAAACACCAAACUGGGUCAGACUGCGCUUUCUGGCAUGCAGAAACUCCUGUGUGAGGACAGGUUUGUGGGCGGUGCUGGUGUGGAGGUGGAGGCACUGGAGAAACAGCUGCUCAGCCAGAUGUUGGAGGCCAUCAGAGUCACGCCAUCGCUCCAUGAAGACCUGCAGGUGGAAGUUAUGAAAGUCCUGCUCUGUAUCACCUACUCACCAAACUUUGACAUUAAUGGCGACUCCAUCCUCCGGAUUGCUGAGGUGUGCAUCGAGACCUACGUGUCCAGCUGUCACCAGCGCAGCAUCAACACAGCGGUGAGAGCCACGCUGAGCCAGAUAUUAGGAGACCUGACGCUGCAGCUGCGGCACAGACAGGAGGGUGCAGAUGGAGACGAGGUGACCGCACCGCCGCUGCAGAGAAGAGAUAUUUCUCCCACCAGCCAGGCUCUGUGUGAAGAUGUGGUGACGGUUCUGACCGUUUUCUGUGAAAAGCUGGAGUCAGUAGACAGCGAUAACCAGCUCCUGCAGCUACUCUAUCUGGAGUGCAUCCUCUCCAUGCUUAGCAGCUGCCCUCCCACAAUGCACCUCUUCAGAGGUUUCACAGACCUUGUGUGGAAGCAGCUGUGUCCAUCCCUGGUGGCGAUCAUGGGAAAUCCUGUCAAUGACAAAACUAUUGCUUCCCACCACGGCUACACGGGGGCCUCAGAUCGAGACCGCCUCUCAGAGAGACUCAGUCUAGGAAUUGGCCAGGACGUGGACUCCUGCUGCGGAGGAGUAUCCGAUCAGGGCAGAGGAUCUGGCUGCUCCUCGAGCGCCCCUGCCAGGAUUGCACCUGUAGUGCGGACGGUGUGCUACAUUGCAGCGGAGCUGGUGCGUCUGGUGAGCUGCGUCGAGUCGAUGAAACCGGUGCUGCAGUCGCUCUACCACAGGAUCCUGCUGUACCCACCUCCGCAGCACCGCACCGAGGCCAUCCGCAUCAUGAAGGAGAUUCUGGGCAGUCCCCAGCGGCUGUAUGACCUGGCAGGUCCUUGCAUGGCUGAGCCUGAGACCAGGAAGCGCUCCUUCUCAAAGAGGAAGUCCCACCUGGACCUGCUAAAGCUAGUAAUGGAUGGGAUGACGGAGGCUUGUAUCAAGGGAGGGAUUGAGGCAUGCUACUCCUCCGUCUCCUGUGCCUGCGCCCUCCUAAGUGCACUGGAUGAGCUGUCACAAGGCCGUGGCAUCCAGCCUGAGCAGGCUCGGCUUCUCCUCAGACGACUGGAUGAUCUGAAAGAUGGAACAGAAUCGACACGUGAGUCCAUGGAGAUCAACGAGGCCGACUUCAGGUGGCAGAGACACAUCCUGUCCUCAGAGCAGACUCCAUGGGACCCCAGCUCUUCUUCCUCCAAUAUGGCCACCACCGGGGCCACCGAGCGCAGCCCCGACAUCAGCAUCAGCAUCACUACUGAAACGGGUCAAACUACCCUAGAUUUAGAGGUGGGGGAGCUCAGCCUCGCUGUGGGCCACACUAGUCCAGAGGAGUGCGGAGAGGAUGCUCGCCUCCCUUCGCCUUCCUUCUGUGACAAUCAGGAGGAAACCAAACGUGAGCCGAUCCUUGGGCCCAACCAGGGAGGUCAGAGGGAGGAGGGAGGGGUGCCCACAGGGGAGGUUGAGGGAAGAGGAGAGAAGGAAAGAGGUGGAGGUGGAGAGAGAGGUGUAGUUCCUCCAGAUGUGGUGCAGAGGAGUCAUGGCCUCGUCUACCCCGACAUCACUAACUUCCUGUCUGUGGAAUCCAGGUCUAGGCCACACCACGGAGGAGGGUCACGAUACAGCGAGAGCAACUUCAGCAUGGAGGAGCAGGACUUGUCACGGACUGAGUUUGACUCGUGUGAUCAGUACUCCAUGGCUGCUGAGAAAGACUCGGGGCGCUCCGACGUGUCCGAUAUCGGCUCUGACAACGUGUCGCUGGCCGACGAGGAGCAGCAGACUCCUCGUGACUGCCCGGGUCACCGCUCCCUGCGCACUGCCGCCCUGUCCCUCAAACUGCUCCGCAACCAGGAGGCAGACCAGCAGAGCGCCCGACUGUUUUUCCAGUCUCUGGCUCCACUGCUGCCCAGGCUGCUGGGACUGUCCACUGCCACGGAGGUGGACCUGUCACUGCAGAACUUCUCUUCCACCUUCUGCUCCGGGAUGCAGGCUGGUGGGAUUCACUCCCCGGGUUUCGAAGCAGGCGACACUCUGAGCUGCCAGGCUCUGAUGAACGCAGACGGCCUUUACCUGGUCUCGUACUAUGCUCUGCUGCUCAAUCUGAAACUCUGCUGCUGCGACUACUACAGACGGCGGACGCUCACGCCCGUCCUGAGCCUGAAGGAGUUUGUGCGUCUGAUCCAGAGCAGCGGCGUCCUCGUGGUUCUGUCUCAGGCCUGGAUCGAGGAGCUUUACCACCAGGUGUUAGAGCGCAACCUGCUGGCUGAGGCUGGGUUCUGGGGUUCCCGGGAGGACCACACACUGCCGCUUAUCACCGUGCUGACAGAUAUUGAUGGCUUGGGCAGCAGUGCAAUCGGAGGUCAGCUGAUCAGCAGAGCGUCGAGCCACUUGCCGCUCAGCUGUGAAAAGGCCGGCAGUGACACCGUGAUGGCAGGAGCCGUGUUCUCACGUUUCAUCCUCACGGGUGUCUGGAAAAACCUGAUUGAUGUUCUGUCCACACCGCUGACGGGUCGCAUGGCGGGCAGCUCCAAGGGCCUGGCCUUCAUCCUGGGGGCAGAAGGUGUCAAAGAGCAGAGCCAGAGGGAGAGAGACACCAUCUGCCUGAGUUUAGAUGGCCUCCGUAAAGCUGCUGCGCUCAGUUGUGCUUUGGGUGUGGCUGCCAACUGUGCUUCAGCUUUAGCCCAGAUGGCUGCAGCCUCCUGCGUGCAGGAAGAGAAGGAGGAGAAGGAGGUGGGGGAGACGGGAGACGCGAUCACACAAGUGAAGCAGCGUGUUGAACAGCGUCUGGAGCAGAUCAGCCGUCCUCAGGGAGUUCGCCUCCACACAGCUCAUGUGUUGUGCAUGGACGCCAUCCUGAACGUAGGACUGGAGAUGGGCAGCCACAACCAUGAGUGCUGGCCACAUGUUUUCAGGGUGACUGAGUACAUCAGCUCACUGGAGCACACCCACUUCAGUGAUGGAUCCACCCAGCCGUCCUCAUUGACCACCAUCACCCAGCAGAGCCAGCAGAUGGCUGGUAUCGACCUCGGGCUGGAGCUGAGCUGCGACCCCAGCCCGGAGGCCUCUGAGCUGAGCCUGAGCCAGCCGGUCAUCCAGCCGCUUUCCAUCCAGGAGCUGCUGAAGGAGAGCAGCAGAGGGGGCCGAGGGCUGGACCUGAAGAGUGGCAGCCUAAUGACGGGAACCAGCGCCGCCAAGGCCGUGUGCACACUGUCAACACAGGCCGACAGGUUGUUUGAAGAAGCGGCUACCAAACUAAACCUGGUGGGUCUGAUCGGUUUCCUGCAGCAGCUGAGAAAAGCUUCUCAGUGUCAGCUGUUUGACUCUGUUACAGAGACUGGAGACUAUUCACUGGCAAUGCCAGGAGAAGCCAAGUCGACACUGGACCGGCGCAGCGCCCUGCAUCUCUUCCGCCUCGGUGAAGCCAUGCUGCGGAUCGUCAGGAAUAAGAACCGACCGCUUCUCCACAUGAUGAGGGCCUGGAGCGUGGUGGCGCCUCAUCUGGUGGAGGCUGCGUGUCACAAAGAGCGCCACGUGUCCCAGAAGGCCGUUUCCUUCAUCCACGACGUUCUCACUGAGGUGCUGACGAGCUGGGCGGAGCUCCCACACUUCCACUUUAACGAGGCGCUGUUCAGGCCUUUUGAGCACAUCAUGCAGCUGGAGCUCUGCGACGAGGACGUUCAGGACCAGGUAAUAACAUCAAUAGGAGAGCUGGUGGAGAUGUGUUCUCCUCAGAUCCUGUCAGGGUGGAGGCCUCUGUUCAGCGCCCUGAGGACUGUCCACGGUAGUAAAACUGACACCAAAGACUACCUGUUGGGAGAAUACUCCAUGGGGAAGUCCCAGGCGCCGGUGUUUGACGUCUUUGAGGCGUUCAUAAACACCGACAACAUCCAAGUUUUUGCCAAUGCUGCCACCGACUACAUCAUGUGUCUCAUGAAGUUUGUCAAAGGAUUAGGAGAGGUGGACUACAAAGAGAUCGGAGACUGUGUUCAUGCGUCAGGUUACAGCUCCACUGACCUCUGCCUGCCCGCUCUCGACUACCUCCGCAAAUGUUCGCAGCUGCUAGCAAAGAUUUACAAGAUGCCAUCGAAGCCGGUGUUCUUGGGUGCGCGGCUCGCCAGCCUGCCAAUGAGAUCGCAGGAACGCUCGAUCAGCAGCGAGGAUGGGAUGGACUGCGUCCUCCAGGAGUUUGAUGAUGACACAGGUUUGAUCCAGGUGUGGAUUUUAUUACUGGAGCAGCUCACUGCAGCCGUGUCAAACUGCCCCCGACAGCACCAGCCUCCAACACUGGAGCUGCUCUUCACACUGCUCAGAGAGGUCACCACAGUACCAGGUCCAGGGUUCGCCAUCUUUGCCGUCAUCCAGUUGCUGCUUCCUGUGAUGUCACUGUGGCUGCAGCGUAGCCAUGGCGACCACUCCUACUGGGAUGUGGCAGCAGCGAAUUUCAAACAUGCAAUAGGCCUGUCCUGCGAGCUGGUGGUGGAGCACAUCAACAGUUUUAUACACUCAGACAUUGGUUACGAGUCACUGAUCAACCUGAUGCUGAAGGACCUCUUCAAGCUGCUGGUGGCCUGUGUGUCUGAACCAGCAGAGACCAUCUCCAGAGUGGGCUGUUCCUGCAUCAGGUACGUGUUGGUCACGGUGGGUCCAGUGUUCACAGAAGAAAUGUGGAGGCUGGCCUGCUGCGCUCUGCAGGAUGCUUUCUCUGCUACGUUAGAGCCCGUCAAGAACCUUCUGGCGUGUUUCCACAGCGGUUCCGACAGCUUUUCUGGAGACGCCUGCGAGGUGAAGGUGGCGGCUCCGUCUCACUCGCCUUCAGCUGAGGCCGAGUACUGGAGGAUCAAAGCGAUGGCCCAGCAGGUCUUUAUGUUGGACACUCAGUGCUCCCCUAAGACACCCAACAACAAGGAAGGCUUUGAGCACGCUCAGUCCUGCGUCCUCAUCAUCGAGCUGCCGUCUGACCAGCAGUCCAAUGGACACGCUCAGAAGAGGAAAAUUGGGAUCCCAUUCCGGACCAUUGUGGUGAGCCUGCUGUCCCACCAGGUUCUGCUUCAAAACCUCUACGACAUCCUGCUGGAGGAGUUCGUCAAGCAGCCCGAAGGUCAUGAAAGGGUCACACCUGUGACCUCUGACCCCAGCAGACCCACAGCAGGCUUCCUGCGCUACAUCUCUAUGACGAAUUUAGCCAUAAUCCUGGAUCUGCUGCUGGACUCUUACAGGACAGCGCGGGACUUUGACACUCGGCCGGGUCUGAAGUACCUGCUGAUGAAGGUGUCUGGUGUUUGUGGAGCAGCCAAUCUGUACCGUCAGUCAGCCAUGAGCUUCAACCUGUACUUCCAGGCCCUGCUGUGUGCCAUACUGAGCCAGGCCGACAGCAUGACUGCACAGCAGGUGAAGAGGAUCCUGUACGAGGAAGAGGAGGGGAGCUCCGACUCCUCUCAUCCUGGUUCUGCCUCCUCAGAGGAUGAAGACAUCUUUGAAGAAACGGCUCAGGUCAGCCCCCCUCGCGGUCGUGACAAGCGCCAUCCGUGGCGACCGCCGGUCCCCUCGCUCAGCGUGCAGCCGCUGGGCAGCGCUGACUGGGCCUGGCUGGUCAAACGCCUCUACAAGCUGUGCAUGGAUCUGUGCAACAGCUACAUUCAGAUGCACCGCGACCUGGAGAGCACACUGGAGGAGACCGCUCUGCUGAGAGGAAGCGUAGGAGGAGGAGACCACGUGUUCUUCCUGCCUCUCUUCCAGUCUGAGACUUCAACCCCGACCUCAGCGGGCGGGCUUUCAGCGAGGGGAACGCCCUCAGAGGAAGGCGGGUACAGGUGUCAGACAGCAGAUGUGAGUUCAGCGUCACCAGGGGACACACCAACCCCAAGUCCAGGAUUCAGCUGCGCAGGCAGCCUGUCCAACCAGUUCCGCACUGGAUGUGAACGGAGGGACUCCAACAUAACAAGCAGCUCGGUCGGAGCCACUCCUGGCUGCGCUGGCCCAGGAAGGAGGAAGGAAUGGUGGGAAAGUGCGGGAAACAAGCUGUACACCAUAGCUACGGACAGAACAAUCAGCAAGCUGAUGAUGGAGUACAAACGCAGGAAACAGCAGCAGCAGCAGCCGCAGCAAAGCCACGUCAACCUGUUCAUGAAAGAGCAGGGCCGGGCAGCGGCAGGAGGAGGCGUCGGGGAGAGGAGGGUCCCGGUGGAGCCACAGAGGCCCCCGCAGAGGCCGCAGCAGCUGGUGGACCAGCAGGGGCCCUCGCUGAGGCACUCGGUCAGUGCAGGGCCAGAGGUGCUCAGGCAGGAGAAGAGGCAGCGCUCGGGGUCCACCAUCAGCUCCCACAGCAUCUCACUGAGAGACUCCGAGGCUCAGAUACAGGCGUGGACCAACAUGGUCUUGACUCUCCUGAAUCAGGUCCUCCUCCUGUCGGACUCCUCCUUCCUGGCGCUCCAGCCGGCGCUCUACCCCUGCCUCAGCCAGCUCUCCUGCCACGUGACCGACGCCCGCGUUCGCCAGGCCCUACGCGAGUGGCUCGGCCGGGUCGGCAGACUCUAUGACAUCAUCGUGUGAUGACGCAGCGGCUAAAGGCUGCAAAGUGUCGGUCAGUGAAGGACAUAAACAGAUGAAAUUCUGCAGAAGAUUUGAUGAGAAUCGAUCAAGGGUUGGAUUGGCUGCUGAUCCUUGCCAAAAUCUUGUAGUCAGGCGCAGGCAGAAAUUAGGACAGUAUGAAGGAUUUGUUUGAUCAUUAAGGAUAUGGUAAAAGAAAUCAAAGUUUAAUAGGCUCCCUUAUAUUAUUUAAAUAGUUUCUUAUUAUUAUUGUGCUCAUGUAUAUUUGAACUAUUUCCUAAAAGAAACACACACAGAGCUUUUACCGUUAUGAGUUUGGGAAAACGAAUAACUUGCAGGAUCAGAAUUUUGGCUCAGUAUCGUCAUAAAGUCUCAACACAACAAUCACUGAGGCUGAUAAAUGAUGAUCGCUUCAUGCUUUAUGGUGGAUGCAACAUGUGGAUGAAUUCCAGGGGUUUUACUUCACCCGUGUUUCCUUUUUGACUCCCUGUGAAGAAACAGUCGUGUUUACAGUCUUUGCAUUGCUGUAUUUCUUUAUAUGCAUAUCUGCUUAACCUCAGCCAGAAUCUGUGACCCUACAAAAACAGCUCAUCAGCAUAUUGCUCUGUAGGUGGUCACAAGUAACUCAGCCAGGGCGCCUGUUUGGAUGAUUUAAUCCUUUUGCAGCCUGCUGCAAAUUUGCUUUCAGCCCUUUCUGGGAUAUCCACAUCAAUUUUACAGAUGAGAAAUAAACUGCCUGCCUUCACUCUGGGAGGAGACUUUUUGUAGGGCAAAGCUGGAAGAAAGCAGUGUCACCUACAAAUUAUAGUGAUGCCUACACCAUUAUUACAGCAACCCUUACAGAUGGUAUGGUGAUGUCUGAUCUGAUCACUUUGCAGAUACAGUGCAGGCAGUCUGUCCUAAACUAAUCUGAUUUGCCUAAAAAGUAAAGCGUGCGUCUCAUCUCUGCCCACAAGCUCUGACUGACAGCAGAUUUCUGAGAAAUGUCGUGUGUGACUCUGCAGUGAUGAGCGCUGCAGACGGGCAAACCACAGAUCAGUGAGGGCUCAUUAGAUACUGAGCACAUGUGGUUUCUUUACUCUGAUUGUUCAUGAAUGUGUGUGUAUGUGUGUAAUCAUGAUUUUUCUCCUCCUAUCAAAUGUCUUUAUUAUUCUGACACAAUCAAAUAUUUAUUAUUUUAAUCAAAUGCAACAUUUAGUGUGUUUUGAUGAUUAAUGCCGGCCACAUGUUGAUUUUCAUGUUAUGUAUUUAUGCCAAUUAUUUAUUUUAAAUUAUUACUAUGUUGAGAAUAUUCAAUUUUUUUGUCAGAGUUUAUUUUCUGUGCUUGUUACUGUUGGAUCCUGGCUGAGAGUUGUUACCAUGUUACCAGUGAUUCUGACUCCACCCUGAGUGUUUCACCUGUCUCGUUUAGGACAGGUAGGUCUGCUGGCAUUCAUAAGCUUUACCAUCCACUGAGACCGUGUUCCUGAUGGAGACCAGGCGGGUUUGGGCAUCAGUGUUGAUCAGUUUAACAUCAUCAGUAACUCAGUGACUGUGGAAGUUCUUGUUAAAGUGACCAAAGACAAUCCCCAAACAGAGGAUUUAUUUUUAUUUUUUAACGAAUGAAUGAAUUUGUAUAUUAUUUUUGACCGUGUAAGAUGUCUCAGUCUCAACGGGACGAAUCCUGAAGUUCUGGAUCACCCCUGACCUUUCCUCUGGCAGCAUCAUCAGACCAAACCUUCCACAUUAUUCAGCCUACAGCAGACAGAGUCCUGCUAACCUUACCGAGCAAAUCACUGCUCCAAUGAGAAUGUUUAAAACGACUGACUGCUUCUAUGGGGAACAAAUAAUGUGAGAGAAUUUCUGUAAUAAUCAACAAGUUGUCACUUCUGUCCUUUAACCUCCUCACUCUCAGUCAUAUUUACAGUCUUACCCAUCUUACUUAUCAGUUAACAGUCUAACAGUCAGACUCUCCCCUGGAUGCCAACAUAUGGAUCAUAGUUAUCAUCACGUAUAUAUGGCUCAAAGAGAAAGAAGUGGAUUCACAUCCUGGAAUCAGAACUGAAUGAAUUAAACCAAAUGAGUGAUCUGCUGUACUUUAUCCAGCUUUCACCACACAGUCACAACCACAAUGAGCUGUAACUCCACUGACCUCCAUUCAUGUGCAUUUUAGGACAGAUUAUGAUUGAAUGAAUGAGAGAGUGCUGAACUGAUGCUAACUUCAGCAGCUCGGCCCGUAUCGAGGACAGGCAGGCCGGCCGGGGAGGGCGGCUGCAUCUGAUGCUCCUAAGAAGCUUUACCCUUCUUUUUUUCACCCAGUUUGUCUACAGCUGAGACUUUUCCUGUCUCAUUUGCUCCCUCUUCCUCACUUCAUCUGUCGCUUCAUUUUCUCCUUUGUGCCAGCUGUCGCCUCCUCUCUGGCAGCAGUGCUCCGAGUGGACAUGCAGCUCCAAAAAAACCCCAAGUAGUCAGUGUUGAAACAUCAUCUUCUUAUCUAGAAGCCUAAAAAUCCUCAAUCCACCAACUACAGUUGGUAGCUCAUCUAUUAAUCAUCAGUUAUAUUUUGUGGCCUCAGUAGUUACUGUUGCCACAGAUGAGACACUGAGGGACCGGCCACCUCUGAAACCAAAGUGAUGCCAAAGAAUUAUUUUUUUUAAAAGAAGAACUCCUUUUACAUUUUAUUUCAGACCUUAAUCUUUCAGCUUCUGGGUAGAAGAGGGGAAUGGCUGCUGGGAAAGCAGAUGCUUCCUUGUUGCAGUGCAGCAGUUGCAAUCUGACGUGUCAAACUCCUUCUGUAGUUGCAUUCAUUUCAUUCUUCCUCCAGCUACAGGAACUGCGUACUCUCCUUAACCCUCACCCAUCCUCCCACGUGAAGAUGUUCGCGCCUGAUCAUCUUCUGCAAUGAGCUCGUCUUCUCUUGUAGGCAGGUGAAAGUUAAAAUGUGGGGAGCUUCAAGACUCUUUGUUGCACAUGCCCUCUUGACAUGCUUGACUCAGGAAGUAUGGAAAACAUCUAUGUAUGUCAUAGAAGACGUUUGGAAACUAUGAGCUCAGCAUCUUAAAAUUCAUCAGUCAUUGUCCUUGUUACAUCAGUGAUAACAGGCCAGCCUGAGGUUAUUUUAUCCCAUGUGGUGCAUUGUUGUAGAUCGCGAUGCUGAGGCUUCAGAAUGUGGGUCCACAUAUUCUGGGAUCCAUCUUUUGGACACACCUUGCAGGCUCUGACCUGAGGGGACGUGAUACUGACUCUCAGAAAUCUCGGUGUUUGGAAGGUUGUGCCCUAAUUCCUGCUUCCUUCUUGCAGGGGCACUACUUUGCACUUUUUUUUAUCUUUGGGAAAUAAUUGCUGACGGUCAGACAGUCAGACAGCAUUAGCAUGUCUCGCCACCGUGUCCCAUCCACUUCUGUCUCAGCUCACUUUGCUGUCCCUCAGCCCCUCCCAGUGUCCAUGACCUGUCCCCAUUUGUCCUUAUUCCCUGUUGUUCGAGGGCGAGCAGCAACUGGACAGAUGUUGUGUGCCAUCAGUGUGAUCAGCAGUAGUGAAAGGAAAGGAUUUAGUGGGUGUUAAAGCUGUGACAGUGUAUCCAUCUAAAAAAAAAACCCAGCAGUUGGCUGAUGUGUCAGAAUCAAGCAGCGGUUCUGCAUCAGCAGUUUGUGCAGAUUUCUCUCCUGCUCUGACAGACGUUUGCUCUGAUCAUCGCUCUGCUUUCAGUUUGUCCACAUAUUUAUUUGUGAUGCAGACUCUGAAGAUUAGUUCAAUCUUUGUCUGCAUUUAUGACUUGUAUCCAACGUGCGUUUGAAAUGGAAGAGCUGAGAUUAGGAGGGCUCGAACUGUGGAUGUUGUGACUUCAUCAUGAGCACAAACUUUAUCUUCACUCUAAGCAGAUUUGAUGCUCGUGGGUAUAACUCACUGCUAACAAGAAGCUCCAAAUCCAUCUGCAUGUUCCAUCGAGCCUUUGUUUGAGUCUAAGCUCUUAUUGCGUUCUGAUUCAAGACCCUGACAGCUCCUCCUUCUCUCCGUUUACUGGGAAUUUUUAAUAUUUCUACUAUUGAUUUACAGUCAAAUCAACAUUUUAGUGACUUUAUUGAGAGAUUACUGAGAGACUGAACUGAUUGAAGUGGCAGUGACUCACUGUAUUUGCUUUGCAGCGCUCAGACAGAGAACUGAGUAACUGAGUGAGUGAUUUGGCUGACAGAGAAACAUAUACAUAUGUAAUGAUUGAGCUUGCAGAGCAGCUGACUGACUGACUGAGAGUGUAGGAGUCAAAGCAGCUUUGGUUCUUCUGCUGUUUUGUCUGACAUGGAUGAAGAAAGUUUCUGUGACAUCUGACACAGUUUCUUAAGUGAAGGAUGCCGUGACAGCAUGUGGUACCAGGGAGGAAAAAAAUAUUACAAAGGAAAAUUGUCUUGACCAAAUGAGCAUUUUUAUUCUUUGCAGUCAAAUUGUUAGAAAUGUCCUUUGCAAAGAUUUUGUGUCUGUAAACUUUUAAACGUUUGGUUUCUAAAGGACGAUCACGGGAACAGAUUUGAUCCAUAUGUUUUCAGGUUUUUGGGGCCGAGAUGAAGUUCGUGUAGUAACAAAGAAAACGUACAUUUACAUUUCAGUCACGAUCAUUAGGGCAGAAACGAGAUUUGCUAUUUGCAUCUGCAGUCGUUUUCAUUUCGUUUCAUAGCUCUGAUCUGGGACCACCUCACCCUUCUACAUAUUAUACCAGAGGGUGGGGUUAGGUGCAGCAAGACCCCAGCAAAAAAACAGAGGAGAUGGUAACAACACACAGGAUGCUGAUUAAAUCGGGAGGAGCCGGGUUGCAAAGCAGCUUGCAGAUGUGGCUGAAGCAGCACCCUGCGUCAGAUUUGCCGGUUGGAUGUGCAGAUGUGCACAUAAACAGACUGGAUGCUAAUUUCUGUGUUUCAUGUAACACACGAUGGCCUUGAAGCCUAUAAAUAUAUAUACUAUAAAUAUAUAUACAUAUACUCACCCCCGGGGGAACCUGCAGAUGGUUUUUGUUUGACUGUUUUCGGAUGGUUCAGAUGUGACACAGCCUUCGGUGUCCCUGCAGAUGAAUGUGCAGAGGUUUCCUGAUGUGGCCUCAGGCUCUCCGCUCAUUCGCUCAGGUCAGUUUGUCUGUUUGCUUCCUUCACUGACCUCAAAGCUCGGCUGCCGGACCAUCGUGAGCGUCGGGUCCGCUAAUGUUGUGACUGUGAUUUCUAAAAGUGCAUUUUUUUCUGCUUUUGAUAUCAAAGAAAAGCACCUGUAAUAUUUUCUCCUGCUGUUUCUAACCCGCUCUGGCUUUUCUCCUCUGUCCCGAGCUCAGCUGUGUAACUGCUGUAAGUUGUAAAGCGCUUUGCCGGCAGGCCUGUUUGCUCUUUGUUGCUAAAUAAAAGCAGUUUGUCUUGAA